GGGCGUGGCUAGCAGUACCUUGCCGCCGGCCUCGCUGUCAGCUGUCACCGCUCCAGUCGCCUCUGCUUCUCUCUCUAGUUAGGAAGAUGACUGUAGGGAAGGCUGCGGGAGGCCCCGAGUGCGCCAAGUGGAGCCGUGAGAUAUUUCCCCCCAAAUCGUCCUCCUCCGACACCGAACCAGAAGAUGAGCUGUUUGGAGAAGGGCUGGUUUUGCCCAGAGCUGGCAAACUCCAUGAGUUCCUCAGCCCAGAGGAGGACACAGAUUCUACGUCCGACUCCACGGAGAGCUUUUACAGAACCCCACAGGUUCCAAAGCAGAAAGGCGGGUGGGGACUAUUGGAGUCUCUUCUGCAGUCUGAUCCAGACAGUGAUCUGAAUGGCUCUGAGGAUGAGGAAGACUUGGAGAGCUUCUUCCAAGACAAGAGCAGGGGGAGGCCGCAGGUCCCGGGCCCUCCAUCUCUUAGGUGUGGCUCCAUGAGGCGCUGCAGUUCUAUGACUUGCCUUCCCUCUGCCAUUCCCAAGGCUCAGGUCCCGCCAACCUCAGACUCUGGGCCUCCCUCCCAACACAGAAGUGUUUGCUCUUGGGCAUCUUCCAUCACUGUCCCUCAGCCAUUCCGCAUGACACUGCGUGAGGCCCGGAAGAAGGCCCAGUGGUUGGCCUCACCUGCCUCUUUUGAGCAGGAAAGGCUACAGGCCCAGAAGCAGGGCCAGGAAGAGGCGGAGUGCCAUCGGCAGUUCCGGGCCCAGCCUGUGCCCGCGCAUGUCUACCUGCCCCUCUAUCAGGAGAUCAUGGAGCGCAGAGAGGCAAGGAGGCGUGCUGGUAUUCAGAAGAGGAAGGAGCUACUUCUCUCCUCCUUGAAGCCCUUCAGCUUCCUUGAAAAGAAAGAGCAGCAAAAGGAAGAUACUCCACAGAGAGACUCUGCUGCUGUGGCUCAGACCAAGGUCCCCCCAAAGAAGGCCACUUCUAGAAAGAUCCCCAAGUCCAUUCUAGAACCAGCCCUUGGCGAAAAACUCCAGGAAUCAGAGCUCCUCAGAAAAAUCCGCAUCCAGAUGCGGGCCACUGCCAUGCUCCGGAUGGCUUCCUCUCCUAUCCACACCUCUAGUAACAAGGCUCCCCGCACGGCCACCCGCACCCAGGAGGAAAAGCUGAGCUUCCUACAGACAGAGUUCGGAUUCCAGCCUCGAGUGAACCCCGUGGUCCCUGACUAUGAGAGCCUUUACAAGGCUUUCCAGAGAAGAGCUGCGGAGAAAAGGGAGACCCGGGAGGCAACUCGAAACAAGCCCUUCUUGCUAAGGACUGCCAACCUGUGUCACACUCCACGAUCCUGUGAGGCUGCUACUGCUGGUGGAGGGAAGAAGUCCCCUCAGCCGACAGGUACACCCCUGCCAAGGAGUCGUUCUCUGAGUGGCCUCGCUUCUUUUUCUGCCAACACCCUCCCUGUGCACAUCACAGAUGCUACCAGGAAGAGGGAAUCUGCAGUCCGAAUGUCACUUGAAAAGAAGGACAAACCAGACAUGAGCAUUCAGUGGUUGGAGACGCACAAAAAGAACUGCCAAGCCAUGUCUAAAUCAGUGACCUUGAGGGCCAAGGCCAUGGAUCCCCACAAAAGCCUGGAGGAGGUGUUCAAAGCGAAGCUUAAGGAGAACCGGAACAAUGACCGUAAAAGAGCAAAGGAAUAUAAGAAAGAACUGGAGGAAAUGAAGAAAAGAAUACAAACAAGACCCUAUCUCUUUGAACAGGUUACCAAGGCCCUUGCCAGGAAAGAAGCAGAACAGCGAUAUCGGGACACCCUGAGGCAGGCUGGCCUGGAGGAAGAGUUUGUGAGAACCAAGGGUCAAGGCACAGGGGCAGUGUAAUGUAGGAGAAAGCCCAAGUCAAGCAUUCUCCUGCAUCUAUUAAGCUACAAAACUCAGCAUCCGAGGUUGACGGCAGGAUUUAGAAGACUCUACAACUGCCUGCUAACCCCGGGCAGGAACAGCAAUGGCUUAAACAGCUAACAAUCUGCUUGUUGAAAUAGUUCACUCAUCAUCUCAUGUCAGCACAUCAAGCAGCCAGCUAGGGGAGGGGCUUGAGUUUAGAGUUAAGGCCUCUGUUAGGGAAUGAAUGGAAGAACAGAACAGAAAUGCAGAGAUCAAAGUGGGGCGGAGGGUGGAGGCACCCUAGCCGAGCAUUAAAGACUUGUUUUGCACUUGACCCCUAGGAGAAGGUAUAGAAAAUAAGGUAGAGCCCACACCUAUCGUGUAGGUAUAAGAGAAACAGAGGUAGGAAAAUAGGUAGCAAUAAGGAAACAGACAUCCAGGGCAGCCAGACCAAAUACAUUCUAUCAGCUUCCAGUAACCUGGAAUCUUGACAAUUAACCAUGUAGGUAGGAAUACUGUGUGUGAAAUAAAACACAAUUCUCCAUCCAUAUCUACAACCUUAAGUACAGGCCUUAUCAUUAGCAUCUGGGACAAGUCAAUUCUUAUUAUUUGUAUCAAUUUAAGUUUUUUUAAAAAUUUUAUUUUUUAUGAAUACGCUGUAGCUGUCUUCAGAUUAAUCUAGAAGAGAGCAUCAGAUCCCGUAACAGAUGGUUGUGAGCCACCAUGUGGUUUCUGGGAACUAAACUCAGGACCUCUGGAAGAGCAGUCAGGGCUCUCAACCCCUGAGCUGUCUCUUCAGCUGCCUGUAGGAUGUUCGCAUCCCUCUUCAGGCUGUUGACAAAAUGUUUCCAGAUAUUGCCAAAUGGCCUCCAGAGAGCAAACUGGAGAAAGCACAGACUGCUAAUUUUGGAAAAACAAGUAACUGCUAGGAACUUGUCUCCAUACUAGAGGAUAAUUAUGCAAGUCGAUAACAAAUGCAGAGCAGCAGCUCUUUUCUACCAUUCUUUGAGAAGACUAGUGGCAUAUGUGUAUCAGCAAAGAGUUCACUUAAAAUAAAACUUCUUUGACCACUGAUUUUGUA
Molecule: messenger RNA, 2940 nt
Organism: Apodemus sylvaticus (European woodmouse)
Lineage: Eukaryota; Metazoa; Chordata; Mammalia; Rodentia; Muridae
Gene: Fam161b
Product: FAM161 centrosomal protein B
Exons: 9
Coding region: 87-1856 (589 amino acids)
Biological process (GO): cilium organization
Cellular component (GO): cilium
Source: RefSeq, a predicted model, not a curated record